This is a messenger RNA of Cuscuta campestris, 3949 nucleotides long. Lineage: Eukaryota; Viridiplantae; Streptophyta; Magnoliopsida; Solanales; Convolvulaceae. The record is from the annotation of a GenBank genome assembly.
AGCUAGAACUUUAACAGAGCAUAACUCUUGUUCACCCUUGAGCCCUAGUUUUUGGUCAUUACACCAAAUGUGGUUCAAAGGUUUGUGAGGAUAAUUUUUUUGGGCUGUUUUUUGCUAUUAUUGAUGAUGAAUCAUUGAUUCUGCCUUGCUAUUCUUAUCAUGGGUGUUCAUCAAUUAGGCUUAUUGAUUUGAUUAUUAAAAACAUCAUGCUUUGUUGCAUCUGUUUCUUGUGCUUCUUUAGUUCCAUAUAUACAAGUUUCUCACCAUCAGUUCAUGGCUGUCAGCAGGAUUAAGGGCACACCAAUUGUUUGCUGAAAUUACCCAGAUGGAUAGCUAUACAGAUUUAGUAACUUUAGUGUUCUUAGUUUUUAUCAUUUGCAGCCCCACAGAAGCUCUAAAUCAGGAGGGGAUCAGCCUUUUGGAAUUCAAAAGAUCUCUUAUGGACCCUUACAACAAUCUCCAGAGUUGGAAUUCUUCUGAUGUGAAUCCUUGCAAUUGGGCGCAUAUAGCGUGCAAUGAAUAUCACAAGGUAACUAAUGUAGAUCUUCAUGGCCUCUAUCUCUCUGGAAGCUUAUCUUCCUCCAUCUGUCAGCUUCCUGCUUUGAAGGAACUGAACGUCUCUGCAAAUUCCAUUUCUGGUCAUAUUCCUGAUUUUUUGCAUUGCCAUAAUCUGGAGGUAUUAGACUUGUGCACCAAUCGUUUUCAUGAUCGCUUCCCUUCUCGAUGGUCUUAUUUGGCCUCCCUUAGGAAGCUUUACCUGUGUGAGAAUGAUGUAUAUGGAGAAGUCCACGCAGAGAUCGGAAGCAUAAGUUUUCUCGAGGAGCUCGUACUUUACAGUAAUAAUCUCACUGGAAGGAUUCCAAACUCAAUUGGUAAACUGAAAAUGCUUAAAAUUAUUAGGGCGGGGAAAAAUUAUUUUUCGGGUCCAGUUCCUGCUGAACUGGGUGAAUGUGAGAGUUUACAAGUCAUUGGGUUGGCAGAGAACAUGCUAGAGGGGCCAUUUCCUGUAGCACUUCAAGGGCUUGAGAGUCUCACUCACUUGUUCCUUCGUACAAAUUCUUUGUCUGGUGUGAUUCCUCCCGAAAUAGGAAACUUCAGUAACUUGGAAAUACUUGCGCUGGAUGAUAAUUUAUUCACUGGACCCCUUCCCAAAGAGAUAGGGAAGUUAACAAAGCUAAAGUCGUUCUUCAUUUUCAGAAACCAUUUGAACGGAACCAUUCCAUGGGAAAUUGGGAAUUGUUCUAGCGCUAUUGAGAUUGAUUUUUCGGAAAAUCUCUUGGGUGGGAUUAUUCCUAAAUCCUUGGGCCGAGUUUCUAAUCUCCGGCUGCUUCAUCUUUUUGAAAAUCAAUUACAUGGAAAUAUCCCAAGAGAACUUGAAGAACUGAAGAAGCUUGAGACGUUGGACUUAUCUAUAAACAACUUGACAGGUCUGAUUCCUUUGGGGUUUCAGAAUCUUGAAUCCUUGAAGAAUAUACAACUUUUUGACAACCAUCUUGAUGGAUCUAUCCCACCAUUACUUGGGGUGAAAGCUGCCCUGUCCGUUCUGGUCCUGUCAAGGAACAAUCUAAUAGGAAGCAUCCCUCCCACACUUUGCUGGUUCCAGAAACUGAGAAUUCUUAGCCUUGGUUCAAAUAAGUUGUCUGGAAACAUGCCUCACAGCCUAAAAACCUGCAAGUCUCUUGAGCAGCUGAUGCUAGGAGGUAACCUGCUCACUGGCACUCUUUCUGUUGAAUUGUGCAAACUUCAGAAUCUUUCCGCUCUUGAGCUUUAUCAAAACCGGUUCACUGGACUGUUGCCCUCGGAUAUUGGGAACUUUAGGAGGUUAGAAAGAUUGCUCCUGUCGGACAACUAUUUUCUUGGGCAUAUCCCUCCCGAAAUAGGGAAACUUGUUAGGCUUGUUACUUUCAAUGUCUCUUCAAACAGAUUAUCUGGGGCGAUUCCUCGUGAGUUGGGUGAUUGUAUCAAGCUCCAGAGGCUUGAUCUUAGCAAGAACUGGUUUACCGAGAACCUUCCCGAUACACUGGGUUUGUUAGUAAAUUUGGAAUUGCUUAAGCUAUCAGACAACCGAUUCAUUGGGAAGAUUCCACAUACAUUGGGGAAAUUGGCAAGGCUUACUGAACUGCAAAUGGGUGGGAAUUUUUUUUCUGGCGAAAUCCCUAUUGAGCUUGGCCAACUCACAGCUCUUCAGAUUUCUCUCAAUAUUAGCCAUAAUGCUCUGACUGGAUUGAUUCCUAGAAAUCUGGGAAACUUGCAGUUGCUUGAAUCACUGUACUUGAAUGACAAUCAACUUACUGGUGAGAUUCCUGGUUCAAUUGGUGAAUUGAUGAGCCUCAGCGUUUGCAACCUUUCUAACAAUAACCUGGUAGGGGUAGUGCCAGACACCCCCCUCUUUCGAAAAAUGGACUCCAGCAAUUUUGAUGGAAAUGCAGGUUUAUGCAAAUUGGACUCACCAAAUUGCUUCCCCUCUCGAACGCCAUUACCAUCUUUGAAUCCAAGUUGGAUGAAAAAGGUUACGUACAGAGAGAAAAUAAUUAUCAUUUGCUCAGCAGCUGUUGGAUUGGUGUCUUUGAUCUUCAUUGUCGGUAUUUGUUGGAUGAUGAAGAACCACACAAGAUCCAUUGUCUUGGUAAACAAUCAAGUGGAUGCUGAUUCGGCGAAUGAACAUCACACUCUCCAAAAAAGAUACACUUUUCAGGACUUUGUCAUAGCCACUCAGGGUUUUUCAGAAAGUGCUAUCAUAGGAAGAGGAGCCUGUGGUGUUGUCUACAAGGCUGUUAUGACCAAUGGAGAGGUGAUUGCUGUUAAGAAGCUGAAGUCUGGAGGAGGAGGGAACAUAGAGAACAGCUUCACUGCCGAACUAUCAACACUUGGAAAUAUCAAUCAUAGAAAUAUUGUGAAACUCUAUGGUUACUGCUACCGUCAUGACUCUAGUCUUCUCUUGUAUGAGUACAUGGAAAAUGGAAGUCUGGGGGAAAUUCUUCAUGGGAAUAAAGAAAAUUGUAUACUGAGCUGGAAUGACCGGUACAAGAUUGCUCUCGGAGCAGCUGAGGGUCUGUGUUACCUCCACCAUGAUUGCAAGCCACAGAUCAUCCACCGUGACAUAAAAUCAAACAAUAUCUUAUUGGAUGAAAUGCUCGAGGCACACGUGGGAGAUUUUGGUUUGGCAAAGCUAAUUGACAUGCCAUACUCAAAAUCAAUGUCAUCUGUAGCUGGUUCAUAUGGCUACAUUGCACCCGAAUAUGCAUACACACUGAAAGUUACCGAGAAAUCUGAUAUAUAUAGCUUUGGAGUCGUUCUGCUGGAACUAGUUACUGGAGGAUCUCCAGUUCAACACAUUGAUCAAGGAGGAGAUCUAGUAACUUGGGUGAGAAGAUCAGUUCGUGAAGGAGCGUCAAUCUCUUGUGUAUUUGACAAACGGCUUGAUUGUCUUUUGGGGAGAACAACGGAGGAGAUGUCUUUGGUUCUCAAGAUUGCAUUGUUCUGUACCAAUAUAUCUCCCCUCAACAGGCCAACGAUGAGGCAAGUAGUUGCGAUGCUGAUUGAUGCCAGGGAAGCAAUGAGCAAUUCACUGCCCUCUCCAACAUCAGAAACUCCAUUAGAUGAUGAUGAUGAUGAUGAUGAUGAUGAUGACAACCAAUCUCAUAAUAACAGUGGUGCAAUUAUUACUAAUUAAGCACCACAGUUAUGCCUCACAUCGCCUCUGACUAGCAACUUUCUAAGAGAUCCAUUGGUUUUCACAUGGGAGAUAAUGAAUACAGAGCAUGCUCUUUCCAUCUAAUAGUAUCCAGGAUUCCAAAUUACAGAUUACUUCAAGCUUUUAGAUAGAGUUCAUCUGGCAUAUAAUUUGCAUAGCUUGUACAUAUGAUUUACACCUUGAGUUAAUUUUGUAAGCAUAUAAUUGAAUGUUGGAUUCUCCGUUUCCCACCAGCAAUGAAUUUUUUUACCCUUU